AUGAACGACAAAGAGUCUCAUGGAACUACCGUGCUUCAGUCUGCGUACGCAACCUUGACUCGGCCAACUACAGCAGCCAUGGUCAAGAUGCUCAGCAAAAUCACACCCCUUUACUCCCGCUCGGGUACACUGAAGAAAUGGCGAGCGUCCGAUCUCCAGAAACUCAUUGAGAAAGUUCACAAACAUCAAAAGAAGGUUGACAUGACCAACAAGGCACUUCUCAAGGCGUUUGACUUGUGGGGUGCCGAACUACCUAAUCCAGAAAACGCUUUGGUUGUUCGUGAAUUUUCUGAACUCCUCGACUGUGUCAAUGUGGUAUACUCGGCCCAAGGUGACCGUCUCAACAUCCUAAAGGUUCACUUGGGAGCUAUCGCCACGCGAGAAGCCCGGCAAAAAGACUUGUUGGAAAAGCACAAUCAUCUCCAGAGAAAAUUUGAUGCCACAGCCAUGAAACAUGGCCCCAAAGCAGCACAGACGUCUCUUUUCUUAGACCAGAUUGAAGAGAAUGAAUACAACCUCAAGUUGAUAGAGCAGCAGUUAAUGCGAAUUGCUUCAUCCAGCUUGCGAGAAGCAUGUACUGAGUACCUUCUUUGGCUCCAAGGCUCUAUUGUUAAUAUGACUAGAAGCUGUAAUGCUUUCGCAGCCACCUUGAGAGAUACAGAUCCGAAUUACUAUCGUCGACUUGAAAGAAUGAGUUCACCUACUAGCGGAGUAUCCCGCAUUGCAACCGGAGAGAAGGAAAUAGGUCGUGAUUUCAGAGAUUCUGCAAGGGAAAUUGCAAGGGAUAUCAGAGACUCUAGUAGAAGCAACCUUGAUAAAGAUGAACGGCCCCUCGAGAUAAGAUCUGACCACAAAAUUGAUCUAAGAACCGACAUGAAGUCAGACGUAAGAGGAGAUGGAAGAUCGGAGAUGAGAGGAGACUUGAGAUCUGACAUUCGGGCUGACACGAGAAUUGACCACAGAGGUGAAUUGAGGAGCAUGGAAAGGAAAGAUCCAAAAGAUGUGGAUGAUUGGGCAGCCUACGAUAUUCAGCGGUACGAACGAAACCAGGAAGGUUGGGGCUAA
This is a messenger RNA of Sungouiella intermedia, 1065 nucleotides long. The record is from the annotation of a GenBank genome assembly. Lineage: Eukaryota; Fungi; Ascomycota; Pichiomycetes; Serinales; Metschnikowiaceae.